Pygocentrus nattereri (red-bellied piranha) is the source of this 10592-nucleotide messenger RNA. RefSeq names its product golgin subfamily B member 1. NCBI's taxonomy places the organism in Eukaryota, Metazoa, Chordata, Actinopteri, Characiformes, Serrasalmidae. Gene Ontology annotation, cellular component: Golgi apparatus. The transcript is spliced from 30 exons. The record is from RefSeq and is a predicted model, not a curated record. Bases 175 to 8667 code for a protein of 2830 amino acids.
UGCGCCGCAGACCUGUUUGCCCACCUGACUAAGAUGGCUUCCAGGAGGCGCAGAUGAGGAAUGACGACUAUCUCACGGUUUUCCAUCGCGUUUACAGACAUGUAGGAGAGCCGAACUCGCUCCAGAACAUAUCUGACAGUCUGUGAUACCGACCAGCAGGUCUGAGAUCCAGCCAUGCUGAAGUGGUUCUCCACUGAUGAGGCCGGUUCUACCCAGGGGGCUCCCGGCUCCCCCCAGGCUGGUGCUGAUGGUCCCCCCCUCUCAGAGGUGACUGAGCGUUUGGCUCAGAUGGAGCAGCUGGUGUCUCAGUUAAAGGAGAUGAUCAGGGAGAAGGACACAGCCCUGCACAGUAAAGAUGAACAGCUGAAGGCUGAGAAGGAGUCGUGCGAGGCCAAGCUGUCUAAGAUGCGGCUCCAGAACAAGGCGAAGGUCACGUCGCUGAACGCACAGCUGGAGGAGCUGAGGAAGCAGCAGGGGGAGCCAGCAGGCAAGGGAACGCCACCACAGUUCAAACGGAGCGGUAGUGGAGAGGCGGGGGAAUCGGAGCAGGCCGGAGCGAGUCGGGGGAAGAUCCUCCUCCUGAAGAAGAAAGUGGAGGAGCUGGAGCAGCAACUCGCCCACAGAGAGAAGGAGCUGCAGCAGAAGACGCGAGAGCUAGAAGCCCAGAGAGAGCGAGGUGUGGAGAUGGACUCCAUGCUAGUGGAGAAAGAUAAGCGUCUGGCUGAGAAGGAGGCUUACAUCGUCCACCUGCAGGUGGCCAUGUCUGGAGAACAUCCAGCUAAAGCAGAGCACGCUCCUCAGGAUGACAAGGCGAGGAACAUUUGGGAGCGGCCAGUGGACGGGUCAGUGCAGGAGCUGCAGAUGCUGGUUCAGAGCCUGACGAAGAAAGUAGGGGAUGGAGAGGAGAGAUACAGCCUGCUGAAGGAGCAGAACGACAGCCUGAAGGAGCUGCUGGUGUCAGAGAAAGCGCAAUUCGAGGAGAAGGAGAACAUGUACAAGCAGAACAUCCAAACGUUCAAAGACAUAAUUUUACAAAAAGACAACAAAUUGAUGGAAAUUAAUCAGAUGCAUGAGCAGGAGCUCUUCAAGCUUGCAGCGAAAUCGGAUGCCAGUGCGGAUCUCGAACAGCUCCUGAAGGCCCUUAAACAGAAGCUUCAUGAGAAGGAGGAGGUUCUCCUGGGAAAAGCUCAGGUGAUCGAUGUCCUGCAGGGUGAGGUUGACAGCAGAGACCAGCAGAUAAAGGAUCUGACUGAGCGUCUGAGGCUCCUGCACAGCGAGAAGGAGAACGUGCAGUCUAAGAUGGAGGCGGAGAGGCACAUCAUGCGCACUCAGGUCCGCGACCUGAUGGAGAAACACCAGGAGGAGCUGAAGAGGGUGGCGGAGAAACAUGAGAGCGAGAUGUCGGAGAAGGAGCAGGUCCUGCUUGCGCAGCUGGAGGCGGUAAGGGACUCCUCAGCUCAUCUGGCAGCACCUGAAAGCUCACCUGAAGUUCGACCUGCUGACCACUCACUGACUCAGAGGGUGGCCGAGCUGGAAGCCCAAGCUAAGCUAAAAACAGACGAGGCCAAUAAAUCUGAAGCUAAAUUCCUGAAGAUGAAAGCAUGGUCCAAGUCUCGCAUCAGGCAACUUGAAGAUGAGCUGAAGAAAGCUCAGUCUGGAAGCUUGACCCCCGAUGUGGCAUCCCUGCGCGGUCGAGUCAACGAACUGGAAGAGGAGAGAGAGGAGAUGCUGUGUAAACUCGAACAGUAUGACGAGCUCAAGGCCAAAAAUGAUGUUCUGGAGACGAAGCUGGUGGUGUACGAGGAGCAGCAGAGAAAGCUGCAGGCGGACCUGGAGCAGGUCACCAAGAGAGCAGCAUCUCAGGCGAGUGAGUCCGGCAGUGUGGACGAUGCACAGAGUCAGGUACUGGAGUGGCAGGACAUGGUUACCAUGGUAGUAGAGGCUGAGGCGGUGCGGGACCAGGCUCGAGAGGAGAAGAAUGCUCUCGUGCUCCGGAUGAGCCACAUAGAGGAGGAGAGAGAGGAGGAUGACUGGUUCUUUCCUGGCUGCUCCGAUCCAGCACUAGCCAAUCGGCAGCAGGAGUUGGAGGAGGAGGAGGAGCUUGUCCAGGCCAGAGGGCUCCGCCCACAGAAGGGCAAGAAACCUGGAGACCCCGCCCCCCGCAGCCUGCAGGAGGACUUCGAGUUUGACCGAAGGUCAUCUUUCCCGGAUCCCCGAAGCCCCUCAGGCAGCACCACUCCCAUGGAAGGGGAGAAUAUGGGAGGUUGGUGGCCCGAGUACAGUGCCAGUGCCCCAGACACAGGGGGUUUGCGGUCCGUUGUGGAAGAACUGGAGCUUGAAAGAAAUCAGCUGCAGGAACAGAUCCUUGGUUUGGAGGAGCGAUGUCAGGAUCUGGAGGACCGGCUGCAGCUACAGGCCCGAAUCGAGUCAUUACAGGUGACCUUUGAUGUAGGUGAAGAAGGUCGUCCGUUAUGGGGUUCUCAGAACGAGUCAGAGAGACUGCAGGCUCAGCUGGCCAGCCUGCGCGCUCAGCAGAGCCGAGACGCUGAGAAACAUCAGCUCCUCGUCACAAGUUUAAAUGAACAGCUCAAAGGGCUAAGCAGCACACAGGAGUGUCUGGAGUCGUCACUUUUGGAGAAAGAGCACACGCUGGCCAAAACUUCAGAAAAGCUAGAGCUCAUUGAUGGCCUGAAAGACGCCUUGAGAGAAAAGGAGGAGCAACACAAAGAGGUUUCUGACAGGCUGUUCCAGACUGAACACAGUCUGGCUGAGGUGAGCAAGAAUUGCAGUACAUUUGAAAAGCAGUGCUCAGAAAUGAAAGCAACUGUUGCAGAAUUAACACAGAAGCUCGGUUUGCUGAAAGAGAAGACGCAGAAACAAGAAGCCACGAUAGAAUCUUUGCAAAGCGAUUUGGAUCAAACAAGUGAUGAGCUGGACAAGCUAAACACUACACAUUUAGAAGAAAGAGCCCAGCUUAUUCAUGAUCUCCAAAGCUGUGAGCGAGAGAUCGACAACCUCAAAGACCUCAUCACAGAGAAGGACAAGGAGAUUUCUGCAUUUUUUGGCAAUAUGGCAGAGUAUGAUGCUGAAAUCCAUGAGCUUAAACAGGAGGUAAAGCAGAAGGAGGAGGAGCUUGUUCGCACGGAGAGAGCCCUGACCAAAGCAGAACAGGAAGCUCGAAUCAUUAAUGAAUCACAAUCUUCAGAUCAGCAGGCACUUAAUGCGAAGAUAGCUGAGCUGAUGGAGCAACUGAGGGUCGCUGAAAGUGAUCUAAACAAGGCCAGUCAGGAGAAAGAGACAAAUGUGAAUGAAAUAAAUGACCUGACAAGGCAGGUGGAGGAGGACAAGUCAACCAUAAAAGAUCUCCGCUUGGAAAUGCAGAAGCUCAGUACGAAUCAGCGCAGUCACCUCUCAGAAUGUGAAGCUCAGAUUUCGUCGUUGAAGGAACAGGUACUUGUGGCCACUCAGAAACUUCAGGAGUCUGAAGAUGUUCUCUCACAGCUGAAGGAAACCAAGAGCUCAAAUGAGAAGCUUAAAGAACAAAUGCUGGACAAGGAGCAAACUUAUGAAAAGGAAAUUAAAUCACUCAAGGAGGAACGGAAUAAGCUCCUAGCAGAGGUCAUGAAAUAUAGCAGCGAGCUUCAGUCUUUAUCCAGUCAGCUUCAGGCACAGGUUGAGUGCCAAGAGCAGGUCAAACUCGGGGUCCAAGAGAAGCUGGAGGCCAUAUCAUCCCUGGAGCAAAGGCUAACGAAAGUGGAAGAAGAAAAGCAGGCUCUAAAUACAGAACUCAAAAUCAGGGAUGACACUGCAGAAAAACUGGAAAAGGAACUAUCUGAGAAAACUGAGAGGGCUUCCGAGUUAGAAGGCCGCUUGCAAUCGCUGAAAAGCGAAAGCUCAAGUCUACAAAAAGCUUUCGAGGAAAAUUCUCAGGAGCUUAAGACUCAAAAGCAGCUUUUGCUUGAAGUUCAGGAAAAUUUUGAUAUGGUGCAAAAUGAGAAUAGCAGUUUGCAGACACAGGUGAAAAGUCUGACCGAAGAGAAUAAAAGUUUUAAGCAGGAAAUUGAAGUCAAAGUUCAGUUGCUGUCUCAAAUUUCACAAGAAAGAGACAGAUUGCUGAGUAAAAUAUCUAGCCUUGAAAUUCAGCAUGUCGAAUAUGAGAAAUCAAUUGAGGAACUAACUAAAGAAAAAGAGGAGCUAAAUGUUAGAGCAUCUGAGCUUAAUAACAUCCUUGAGCAAAACAAACAGUCUCUCUCUGAAGAUCUUUUAGGAAAGACUGGUGAGUGUAAUAACCUCAGAAAGUUGCUGGAAGAGAGCGAAGGAACAGUUACACGUUUACAAAACCAAAUCGAAGCCUUAAACACUCAGGUGGACGAACUAAACUGUAGAAUAGCUGAGAAAGAGAAAACUGUAGGUGAGCAAAGUGCACAAAUAGAUGCCCAGCAGAACGGAGUUCUACAACUCCAGGAGACUCUGACUUUGCUUCAGGAGCAAGGAGCCACUCUGAAAUCUGGACUGUUGGAGAAAGAUAUGCUACUACAAGACAAAGUUUCUCAGUUCACUUCAUUACAGAGUGAACUUGACCAGCAAAAAGAUCUUCUCUCCAAACUUCAUGGCGAGUGUGACUCACUUAGAGAUGAAUGUACACGACUUGGCCGCAGCCUUCAAGAAAAUGAAGCUGCCCUCAGCGAGAAGACCCUUGAGUGUCAGACGCACCUGGAUGAACUUAGCAAGAAGAAUGAGUCGGUCGCUUCACUCAGCGGUCAGUUGGAGAAAGUCGGUGAACUUAAGGUGAGACUGGAGACUGAAAAUGCUGACAUGAAAAAGUCUCUGGAAGACCUGCUGACCAAUAGCAGCAAGGCUUCCGAUGAAAUGACUCAGAGACAGGCUGAAAUUGUUGGUCUUCAUAGUCAUAUUCAGGCACUGAGUGGGCAGAACCAACAGAUACGAGCAAUGUAUGAACAAAAAGAGAAAGAACUAGAGGGAAUCGGAAAGGUUUUGUCUGAAAUGGAUCAAAAGGUAGCAUCAACACUAGAAAAGAAUGAAAACCUGGCUUCUCAAAUCUCUACACUGACUGAGCAAAAUGGUCAUCUUCAAAAAGAAAAGACAGACAUGAUUGAGUCACUGGCAGAGGUAGCAGAAGAAAAGACCUCAUUACAUGAGAAAAUAUCUGGGCUUGAGAUGCAGCAUUCGGAAAACCGUAAAAUCAUAGACGCCUUACUCAAAGACAAAGAAGGUCUGUCUUCAAGGUUAGAAGAGCUUAGCAAAGUUAGUGAGCAGAAUCGUCAGUCUUUUGACGAAAGCUUACUUGAAAAGACCAACGACUGUGCAUCUCUCUCAAAACGGCUAAGUGAGAGUGAGGAGACAGUGAAACUUCUAAAGGGACAAGCUGAAACCUCAGUUUCCCAGUUUAAUGAUCGCUUGAUUGAAAAAGAGCAGUUGAUUCUGGAUCAGAGCAAACAGAUUGAGGGUUAUCAGAGCCAGCUUGCUCAACUCCAGGAAACUCUUUCAUUACUUCAGGAGCAGGGUAGCGCUCUUAAGUCAGGACUUAUGGAGAAAGAUGCUUUCCUACAGCAGCAGUCUAAGGAAUGUACUUCCUUGCAGAGCGACCUUGAUCAUCAGAGAGAGCUUUACGCAAACCUCCAGACUGAGAAUGAGACCCUGAAAGGGGAAUGUUUGAGAUUGCACCAAGUUUUGAAAGAGAAAGAAAGUGCUCUGGAAGAGAAGAUUCUUGAAUGCAACAGUCACACUGAUGAGCUCAGCAGGAGAAACGAAUCAGUUGUUUCACUCAGUAGUGAAUUGGGUGCCAUGACUGAAAAUAUUGUGAGGCUUGAAUCAGAUCUGAAAAGAUCGUUAGAGAGUCACUUGGCAGAAAGUGCUAUGCUGAGAGAGGAACUGACACUGAAACAGGCUGAGAUAGUGAAUCUUCAAGAUAACAUUCAGGCACUAAAUGAGGCGAAUAAUACAAUGAAAGCCAAGGUAUCCAAAAGACUAGAGGAGGUGGCUGCUCUUCAGAGUGAGUUGGCCAACAGAGACUUGAACGUGGCAUCUUUGACACAACAGUUAUCGACACUGAGCUCAAACACAGAAGCCUUGCAACUUGAGUUGCAGCAAAGAGAGGAAUCCUUUAGGCAACAGGAGGCAUUCUUGAUUCAGUUGCAGGCCAGAUCUGUUGAGGGUGAAGAUCAGAUCAGCCAGAAAAUGGAAACCAUUGCUGAGCUACAGAGGGAGGCUCAAAACUUACAAAAGGCCCUGCAGGAGAAAGAUUUACUGUUGCUCAAGAAAGAUCAGGAGAUCACGCUCCUCAGUGAAAAGAUUGCAGCAGAAUCAGAAGCAUCUAAAGUCCGAAUGAACUCUGACAUGGAUGUCAUCUCUAAAUUACAGGGAGAGCUGCAGAUAUUUCUUGAAAAGAAUGACUGUCUUACUGGUUCGGUAGCUGAAAAAGAUGUUCUAUUGAGGCAGGAAAUGGACAAGUAUCUGAGCUUGAAGACUAGUGCUGACAACCUUGAAGACACAGUUUCCCAACUUAAUUCUGAAGUUCAGAGGUUAUCCUCAGAGGCAGCAAAACUCAGGACAGUGCUAAGUGAGAAAGAGCAGGUCAUUCUUGAUAUUGGCAGUAGUUCCUCGGCAGAGGUCACCAGCCUAAAUGAAACAUUGAAAGCCAAAGAUUUAGAGAAUGAAAACCUAAGAAAACAGUUGACAGACCUCCAAGAAUCAGUUUCGGUCUUGAACACUAGCCUUAGUGCCGAGUCUGUAGAAGUAACAAGACUGAAGGCAGCUCUGGAAGAAAGUAGGUGUACCAUGGUGGACCAAAACAAAGCUCUCCAGGAUUUUCAGCGAAAGACUGAUGAGGCUGCUUUGUUCAAGGAUCAGUUUGUGGAAAGUACAGAACUGGUGUCUCAGCUGCAAGGCCAGGUUCAGGAGCUCAGAGAGGAAUCAUCCAGGCUUUCCACAGCAAUAGAACAAAAGCAAAGUGCCUUAAUAAACCUUCAGGAUAAAUUUGCCUCCCAAGCAGAAGAACUUCAGGAGACAAAGACCUUACUCUCUCAGAAAAGUGAAGAAAUACUGAACCUUAACCAGGCUAUCAGUGAGCGUGAGGAAAAGAUUCACGCUGCAGAGAACAGCAUCUCAACUCUUAAGCAGGAGGCGUUGAUGUUGCAAAAUGAGAUCCAGGAGCUGCGAGUGUUGAAUGCUAACAUUUCAAAACAAAAGGAUGAUUCAUUAGCUUCCCAUCAAAUAAAUGCUGACUCUCUGACGGUUGAAAUUGAGAGACUAAAAGCACAGCACCUUCAAGUUGCAGCACAGGUUAAUUCUCUAACUGAAAACCUUGAGCAAAGGGAAUUGGCUCUACAUGCUAUUAACAAUCAGUAUGCUGCUCAAGUAAAACAUACAGAACAUGUAGUGUCAGAAAUGCAGAAAUUAAACAAUCUUAAUUCAAGACUUCAAGAAGAAUAUCACUUGACCAAGCAGGAGCUAGAUAAAGUCAACAGCGAAAGAGUUCUAAAGGAAGAGGAGGUCAGCAAAUUGGUUCUGGAAAAAGAAGAGCUCAGUAGGAAUCACAACUACCAGAUUCACAGGUUGCAAGAACAGCUCCAGUCCAGUAGCAUGAGUGAAGUGGUGGAGAAAAUGAAGGCAGAGACGGAGCAGCUCCAGGUCCAGCGUAAGGAGGUUGUGAACUUGAGGUCCCAGAACACAGAGCUGGUGGAGCUGAAGCAGAAGUAUGAUGACCAGCAGAGAGAGCUUCAACAGGCAAAAGCUCACAAGUUACAGUGUGAGCGAGAUAUUAGCGGGUACGAGGCAGAGCUUGCAGAGCUGAGGUCUGAGAGGACUAAACUGCAGUAUGAAUGUCAAGCCCUCAGAGAGGCCAGCAAGGUAUCAGCGGCUCUUACAGGUAAAGAUAUGUCCGCAGAGCAGCUGCUGCAACUGCAGACAGAGAGAGCUCAGCUUCAGAGUCACAUGCAGCACUGCCUAGUGGAGAUCCAGCAGAGAGACCUGGGCUUCCAGCAGCUCAACAUGAAGCUGCAACAGGCAGUGGAAGAGAAGGCUGCAGUUUCUGCUCAGUUUAGAGCUGUGUCUCAGACUCUGAGAGAGACACAGCUGAGUCUCAGCGAGCUGCAGAACCGCUGCUACUGGCUGGAAAACCAGCACCCACAGGCACAGCAGGACUCUGUGUGUGUGGAAGUUGCUCCUGGAGCUCCUCAGGAAAAGACCAGCUCUGUGGCUGAUCUGGACGGGCUGGACAUUAAAGAACUGAGGAGCAGGCUGGCAGAAGCGGAGCUGCAGCUUGACUCCGCCCAGCAGAAUGUGUCUCAGCUCAGUGGUAGGCUGGAGGAGGAGAGGGCAAGGCGGGAGGCGGCUGAGGAAGCGCUGGGAUUGGCUGAGCAGAGGGUUACGAGUAUGGAACCCAGCCCUUCCAGGUCGUCCCAGAGAGACUUCAGUAUCCAGCUGGAGACAGAUGCGGAGUGGGAAGCUCUGAUUUUAGACCCGAACCAACACCUGCUUAUGCGCAAGAUGAAGAGUGGAGUCCACUCGUGCAGGCGCUGGCUGAGAGGCCGCAGUUUGUACUGCUCUAAAAUGCUGACGUCUCGAGCUAAAUCCCGCUACCUGUUCAUGGCUUACCUGCUCACACUGCACAUCCUGGUCUUCAUGUGCUUCGCGGGCGCUCUGUAGAAGGACAUAAUGCCUCUCAGGAAUGUGGACCACAGCUUGGACUUUAUCCUGCAGCAGAAGAGUCAAACGGUCAUCCACACAUAACCUCCUAAAUUUCUGUUGUAGCAGUUUGAAUGGACUGGUCCAGGAGUAUAUCAAGGUCGACCUUGAUAUACUCUUGAAAUGGUUAACGAUUGGCCAGUUUCAUUUACAGAUGGAGAGAAAUUCAUUUGCAACAUCUAGAUUAUUGUAAACAUGCUGAUCGAAAAGAUUCACCCCAAAAAAGUUUGAUGGGUUAGAGGCCAAAACAUUGCAUAUUCCAGACUUGGGUGAUGUCACUAUUGCAUUGGCCAAAAUUGCGCUAUUCAAACAGCAUAUUUUGCAGCCCUGGUUUGAUGAGUGGAUCCAAAGAAGUCUUCAACAAAACUAAAUAUGCUCACAUGGGAAGAUCCAUAGUGGGGAAUCUGCUGCACAACUGAAUGUUGCACCUUUCUAAAUACGGGGAAAUUAUUAUACCAUAUUAAGGGUAACAGUUGGUGCAGGAAACAGAGAUAAAGGAUUUGUUCAGCCUAAAAUCAUAUUCAUCCAAUUUACCACUUUCCCGAGAUGUAGUCGAUCAGCCAAGACACGUUUGGAGUCCAAAUUAUGCUUACAAUUGGAGCUACAAGACUAAUGUUGCUAACAGACACUAGAUGUCAAUAGUCACCCAAAUAGCCCAGAUCGUUUCUCUAACAAACAUCACCAAAACGUCUGCAUGCAGGUCUUCGUUAAGGUGGCGCAGACUUGACAAUGUGGUUUAGGGCAUGACAUGACAUUGAGUCAGUAAUCCGAUCAUAAUGAGAUUUCUGCAGCUAUCUGAUUAUUCAAAUGGUCGUGUGAACAGCACACUCCAAUUUCUCUGAUAAAAUGAUAUUUUUACCAAAAAGGUGUAACAUCAUGUUUGAAUUUGACGUUAUGUUUACAUCAUGUCAUCUUCCGCAACUUUAUCGACUGGUUAGAACUCAGAAAUCUGAUUACUGUCUGACUCAUGUAGAUCCGGAGUUUCCUCAUUAUCUGAUCACUCAAGUGCAUGUAAACGCAUGAACCGGAAUACUGACAAAAUCUGUUUUUUUUGCAGUUAUCGGAUUAGUAAGUGCAUUUAAACACACUCAUUGUCACAUAUAUUGGUUCUAGAUCAGCACUCUUGACUACUGAAUACCGACCGUGUUGUUUGAAGUUGCUGCCUGAAGGUUUUUCAAUUUAUUUUAUAUCCAAAACCUCAUGGACAAAGUUAGUAAAGACCUGGAUUCAGUUUGAAGUGGUUAAGAGAGAUUUUGGAGAAACGCUCCAGCUCAGAGUGAAAUUUGGAGUCCAAAUAUGUCUCAGCUGCUCUGCUACAUCUGAGUAGUAUUGCAAAUUUGUGCAAAAUUGUGCAAAUGUGGUUAGGAACUGUUCUAUUAAGGCUGUUGUGUUCCUUUACAUCCGAUACAUCAAGUGGCGAAAUUGGCCUUCCUGAUUAUAUUUAGCAAACAUGUCACUCUCUGUUUAUACCCUUGACCCCUUUACCAGACUUUGUCUACACAGCAACUGGAUACACCAAAUGACCUGAAACCACACAUGCACACGUGUUUAGGUACCCUGUGGGUUCUCAUGUCACUUGCUGCUGAUGAGGCUAUGCACUGAACUUUUAUUUAUAUAUUCAUUCUCCAAAACAACUCAGCAGGGCCUACUUUCACGUUUUCACAGGAGUGUGUGUUUGUGUGCAUGUGUGAUGAUAACGAGUGAUGAAUCUUGGUUCAUUUCACUACAGAUCAGCCUAUCAGAGUACUAUGCUAUAGAAGUAUAUGUAAUGUUUAAGGAGGUGAAUAUUUAAUGCACUAUGUUGACGUAUGUGGAGAAGUACAUUUUGUGCCUGACACCUUCGCAUUCCCAUUGUAGUGACUCUAUUAAAGUGUAAGUACCAUUGA